AUGCAGAGGAACCAGAGUGCAAUCACAGGAUUCAUCCUGCUGGGCUUUGGAGACCUCCAUCAUCUGCAGAUCUUCCACUUCCUGGUGUUUCUGGUGAUCUACAUCUUGACCAUGGCUGCCAAUAUCCUCACUAUCCUUCUGAUAGUGACUGAUCAACAUCUUCACACACCCAUGUACUUCUUCCUUGGGAAUUUGUCCUGCUUAGAGACAUUCUACAGCUCAACCACCCUACCCCGAAUGCUGACUAGUCUCCUGACAGGGGAUAAAACCAUCUCUGUUGAAGGCUGUUUCACACAACUAUAUUUCUUUGCUUUCCUGAUUGGUACAGAAUGUUACCUCCUCUCUGUAAUGUCUUAUGAUCGCUUCUUAGCCAUAUGCAAACCUCUACAUUAUGUAACUCGUAUGAAUAGCAAGCUCUGCAUCCAAUUAGCCAGUGGCUCUUGGAUCAAUGGCAUCAUAUUUACUUCUAUAUAUUUGGCCUUGGUAUUGCAGCUACAUUAUUGUGAUUCCAUUGAAAUUGACCAUUUCUUUUGUGAGUCUCUUGCAUUGAUUAACAUCUCAUGCAGUGAUGCUAGGCUUGUGAAAUUUGCCGGCAUAAUCUUGGCUUUUGCAUUUACUUUCCCGCCUUUUCUCUUGACCCUGAUCUCCUACAUAUAUAUUAUUACUACCAUUUUAAAAAUCCCAUCAACCACUGGGAGGCAAAAAGCCUUCUCCACCUGUUCUUCUCACUUAAUCAUUGUUUCUAUUUUCUAUGGGGCAUUGAUUAUUGUGUAUCUGACACCAAAAACUGAAACAAUGAAAGACCUUAGCAAAAUCUUUUCUCUGUUGUACACAGUCCUUCCCCCCUUAAUCAACCCCCUUGUAUAUAGCCUGAGAAACCAGGAUGUUAAGGAAGCUUUAAGGAAGGCUGCUAGAAAAGUUUUAGAAUUGUGA
This is a messenger RNA of Elgaria multicarinata webbii, 933 nucleotides long. RefSeq names its product putative olfactory receptor 2W6. The transcript has a single exon. Gene Ontology annotation, molecular function: odorant binding; G protein-coupled receptor activity; olfactory receptor activity. Gene Ontology annotation, biological process: G protein-coupled receptor signaling pathway. NCBI's taxonomy places the organism in Eukaryota, Metazoa, Chordata, Lepidosauria, Squamata, Anguidae. The record is from RefSeq and is a predicted model, not a curated record. Gene Ontology annotation, cellular component: membrane. The coding region runs from base 1 to 933 and encodes 310 amino acids.